Messenger RNA from Arabidopsis lyrata subsp. lyrata, 1175 nucleotides. RefSeq lists its product as uncharacterized. The coding region runs from base 324 to 824 and encodes 166 amino acids. The record is from RefSeq and is a predicted model, not a curated record. Lineage: Eukaryota; Viridiplantae; Streptophyta; Magnoliopsida; Brassicales; Brassicaceae. The transcript is spliced from 3 exons.
UGACUUUUAAAUUCCGACCAUGUUAUUCCUAUUCAAUUCCCAAUGGCACUAACAGUCAAAUCUAGAUUAACUAUAAUAAUAAUACUCAUAAAAAACUCUUCUCGUAACAAAUAAAAUCACAAUAUAAAAUUGGGGUUAUCACAUGUUUAUAAGUAAAGCUAAAGUGAGAGAGUAGCAGAGUGUGUGGACCUACCGACUCGCCGGAAAACUUUUUCCUCUCUUCUUCUUUCCCCUUUUUCACAGAGUCUCUCCUUUCUACUCUGUUUUCCUUUUUCUUCUUUCUUUUUUUUCUUAAUUAUCAUCAAAAAACUCUCCCUCUGAAUAUGGGGAAUUGUCAGGCGGUGAACGCGGCGGUGCUGGUUCUACAACACCCCGGCGGGAAAAUCGACCGGUACUAUGGCUCUGUCUCCGUCAGCGAGGUCAUGGCUAUGUAUCCUGGUCACUACGUCUCUCUCAUCAUUCCUUUAACAGAGGAGGAAGAGAGGAAUAUUCCGGCGACGGUGAAGGGAGAUGAUAAGAAACAGAGGAAGGCUGUGAGGUUUACACGUGUUCAGCUUCUCCGGCCAACGGAGAAUCUCGUGCUGGGUCACGCUUACCGGCUCAUUACUUCACAAGAAGUGAUGAAGGUUUUACGGGAAAAGAAGAGCGCCACGACGAAAAAGCAUCAGAUUGAGACGACGACCACGUUGAACAAGUUGUCGGAGAAGAAAGUCCCGGAGAAGAAACAAGGGAAGCAAUUUCGUGUGAUAACGAAUUCAACUUCCCUUUUAAAGUCUAAAACAUGGAGGCCAUCUCUUCAGAGCAUCUCCGAAGCUACGAGCUGAAUGUUGUUGGUUUUUGUUCGAGGGACGAGAAACAGUAUCUGGAUCUAGAGUUGAGAACCUGAUCUGAAACUGUACUGAAUAAACUUUGGUUCUGUUCCCUUUUUUUGUUUGCCUGGUUAUUACAGAGGAUGAAGUGUAGAUCAAGAUGUGAAGAGAUAAGUACAGAGAAAACUCAAGAGAGUCAUCAGAACAGAGCUUCUUCUUCCUUUUUUUUCUCUCUAUCGUCGAUGUAUAUAUUUUCGCAGAUGGAGAAAUCGAUGGAAGUUUGUAAGAAGUGUGGUUUUGUUGAUGUGAGAUUGAUUCAGAGGAAACAGAGCUUCUGAAUAUGAACAAGAAAGAGCUUUUAUUAUC